Messenger RNA from Rhopilema esculentum, 1586 nucleotides. The record is from RefSeq and is a predicted model, not a curated record. Lineage: Eukaryota; Metazoa; Cnidaria; Scyphozoa; Rhizostomeae; Rhizostomatidae.
CAAAGACACAUGGACUAAUAGUGACGCGAACAGACUCACAGCGACCAUAGACUCAUAGCGAGGCUUGCACAUCAUCAACAACAACGCGAAACAAAAUAGCUCAAAACAUCUUUUCAGCAGGAAUUGGGAAAACAAAAAAGUCGAUCGAUUUCUUGAAGUUGGAAAGCAUGGGAUGUUUCUAAGAAUUAUUGAUAAAAUCUAGCCGCUUGAAUAAUGGCUGCCAAAAGUGAAAGUAAAGACAUCCUAGACCCAGCGGACCCAUUUGUACAAUAUAUGUAUGAGAUGAUAGACUAUUUGGCUCUUGGUGUUUGCUUUGAUGUUCACCGAACUGUAAGACUUGGAAGGUUUCAUUUAGAUGAUAUUGACAAUGAGUCGCAAAAAGACUUCAGUAAGUGGAGAAACAUGUGUGUAUUUGUUAGAACUCAAAAAAAUUACUCUCAUAUUCUUGCAGAUUUUUUAUUUGAAGCUUCGCUUUUCUUUCAAUUCUGCUUCUUCUUUCAAUUUACAAACAUAUUUGUGUCAUAUCAUCCUCUUACAACUUUCAAAAAUAUUGUUUUGACCUUUUUCAACAAUGACUUGAUUCAACAUUUGUCAUGUGAUUAUCAUUUUGAAUCCUUAUAUACAGAUAUUGUACAGGAGGCAGGAGUUGAUGUUUUUGGGCAACCGCCAAUGAAAAAGUUUAUUGAAUGUGCUUGCCCAAAUUGCCAAAGAUCUAUGGCAUCAAAUAGAUUUGCUCCACAUUUAGAAAAGUGCAUGGGAAUGGGAAGAAAUAGUAGCAGAAUUGCUAGUCGAAGAAUCGCCACAUCAGGAAAGAUGGAAGAGUAUGAUAUUGAUGAUGAUUAUGAUAAUGAUUGGUCUUAUGAAUAUGAGAAGAAAGGAAGAAAAUUACGAAAAGAAAAACAGGUGAAUUGCUCUCCUAAAAACAGAAAAAUUAAUCAAAGGAAAGUCACAGAUCCAUAUUCAAGCAGUAGAAUGUCAGUCACACACAAUAGUGUCUCAGUUGCCAAUAACACAGAAAGGAAUGCAGGUGGUGCCUCUGGAAGCACUAAUGGUACCAGUAAUAGUGGUGGCAGUGGAUCACGGCCUGGGACACCAUGUUCCACAGCAAGUGGAGAAACUAACAAUAACAUUAAGACUGGACCAACAUUACAGGCACUGGAGUCCCUAAGUCAAGAUGAAAAGAUUGCACUGUUGAUGCAGACUUGUGGUGCAAUCUCAGAACAUACUGGCAAAAUGUGUACAAGAACUGGAAGAUGUGCACAACAUUCUGAUGAACAACGAAGAGCUGUUAGAGAUUUAGUAUUAGGUGAUGUUGAUGAUAUACCCUUGCCACCUAGCAUGAGACCAGAGGGUGCUAAUCCAUUGGAUCAAGAUGAUAUUCAUAUAGAUGUUGAUGGUUAUGAAGACAUGGAUGCUGGAACACCUCUUUUGAGAGACUUGAGCCAAAUGUCUUGGGAGGAAGGAUCAAAUGUUUCACUGGGAUCUGAUAUUGUACCAGUCCCUUCAACUCCAAAACAAGCAAAGAAAACAAAAAGUGGAAGACGCUCAAGGAACAGAUAAUAUACUGUUUGCAACUGUUCUUUUGU